Messenger RNA from Hemiscyllium ocellatum (epaulette shark), 3307 nucleotides. RefSeq names its product cytoplasmic protein NCK1-like. Bases 219 to 1352 code for a protein of 377 amino acids. Gene Ontology annotation, biological process: positive regulation of translation in response to endoplasmic reticulum stress; negative regulation of PERK-mediated unfolded protein response; negative regulation of endoplasmic reticulum stress-induced eIF2 alpha phosphorylation. Lineage: Eukaryota; Metazoa; Chordata; Chondrichthyes; Orectolobiformes; Hemiscylliidae. Gene Ontology annotation, molecular function: protein binding. The record is from RefSeq and is a predicted model, not a curated record. The transcript has 5 exons.
UCAUGCGCAGUGGGACUUUUCACACGGUUCAAGACUGGCGAGCGCAGACUUCAACUGGACACAGAGAGAAAAAGCUGGCCUGAGAGUGUGCGGAUGCAGUUGUGUUGGGGUUAGCACCAACUCUUUGGGAUCGUAGUUAGUUAUUCAGCUCACCAGUGGAGAGGAUAUUCUUUGAGGCUGGCAGUUUUGAUGUGGCACAGUGCGGAACCCACGGGAAGAUGACGGAAGAGGUGAUAGUGAUCGCCAAGUUUGACUAUGUGGCCCAGCAGGAGCAAGAGCUUGACAUAAAGAAGAAUGAGCGACUGUGGCUGCUCGAUGACUCCAAGUCAUGGUGGCGCGUUCGAAAUUCAACCAACAAAACUGGCUUUGUACCGUCAAAUUACGUGGAGAGAAAGAACAGUGCUAGGAAAGCUUCUAUUGUGAAAAACCUAAAGGAUACCUUAGGAAUUGGGAAAGUGAAACGGAAGCCAAGUAUUCGUGACACUGCAUCCAAUGCAGAUGUGGAUGGUUACCCGGAUAAUGGAGAACGCCUGUAUGAUUUGAAUGCUCCCGCUUAUGUCAAAUUCAACUACACAGCAGAGAGAGAUGAUGAGCUUUCUUUGGUUAAAGGAACAAAAGUUACCGUCAUGGAAAAGUGCAGCGAUGGCUGGUGGAGGGGUAGUUAUAAUGGACAAACUGGUUGGUUUCCAUCAAAUUAUGUCAUGGAGGAUCCUGAGGGCACCACAGUCGAACCUGUGGGAUCAUUGACAGAAAGACUAGCAGUUGUGAUCAAUGCACACAAUGCCAAAGUACUUCAUGUUGUGCAGGCUCUAUAUCCGUUUAGUUCUUCGAAUGAAGAGGAGCUUAAUUUUGAGAAGGGUGAAGUGAUGGAUGUUGUUGAGAAACCAGAAAAUGAUCCAGAAUGGUGGAAAUGUAGGAAGGCUGAUGGGCAUGUGGGUCUGGUACCUAAGAACUAUGUGAAUAUUGUGCAAACAUCACCACCAGUCAUUAGCCUUGGACCAACACCACCUCGAUGUGACUACAUAGGAGCAGCAACCACUGGCAGGUUUGCUGGUAGCCCAUGGUAUUAUGGAAAGAUUACAAGGCAUCAAGGAGAAGUGGCUCUGAAUGAAAGAGGAGUUGAUGGUGAUUUCAUAAUUCGAGACAGCGAGUCCUCACCCAAUGACUUCUCUGUGUCUUUGAAAGCCCAAAACAAAAACAAACACUUCAAGGUACAGUUGAAGCAAGGUCUCUACUGCAUUGGACAGCGCAAAUUUGACAGUAUGGAAGAUUUAGUGGAACAUUACAAAAAGGCUCCCAUUUUCACAAGCGAACAGGGAGAGAAAUUGUUUUUAGUUAAACCUUUAUCUUAAUGCAAAAGGUAAAGAUCCACUGAAAUGGAUUCUUCUUGCAGGGAAAAAGAAACAAUGGAAGCAAGGAAAAUCAUGGUUUUAUCAGACUUACUGGCAAUAAUGACCUAAAACAACAGAUUUACUUAAGUUUUCAAUUUUAACUACAGUUUGUGUCCCAUUUGCAUCGUAAUGCUGUUUAAUUUUGGAUAACUCUUUCUUGUAUGUAAAGAUUUUGUGCCUUGCUUCUGUUGAGCUGCUCAUUGUGAACACACUGCCUACAGUUACCUUUUUAUCACCAAUUUGGCCCAUUUCGCCCAAUAAUCUUGAAUCUUUUUAUAUUUCACUUACUAUGUACUCUAUAUAUGCAUAUAUAUAUAUAUAUCACUUACUAAGUCUUACUACAGAUCUUUGAUUAUUUCUGUGUUUUAGAACCUUGUUGACUAGCUCGUGAUAUGUGAGAUGUGAAAUUUUAUGUAUUGUGUGUUGGAAUGUUCAUUUGCUUUUUCUGACUUUCUUCUGUUAUUCACCAGAGAUAUCGAUCAACUAUGAUUUAAUUUUGUUUGAACUUUUUUUUGGUAGAGGGUGAAAAUUGCAUCAGGAUAAGUGCUCUAGUGUGAGAAAAGAUGAGGACAUACCAGAUUUUGCCUUAAAGUCUUUCAAACCAAAGGCUAUGUACAACUACUGUAAUGUUUUAUACAUAAAGUUACAGUUUAAUCACACUUUGGUAGGUCCUGCAUUGGGAUGUGACUUUAGUAAUAUCCUUUAACUUUUUUUUGUCUGUAUUAACUCCAAGGUUGAAACAUAACUGCUUUUAAUUGAUCUGUCAUGUUUGAUCAUCGUUUCCACUUAAUGCUUGCUUUGUUAUUCGUUCAUAUUAGGGAUGCAUCAUAUAUUGUGUCGAUUAGCUUGUAAUACAAUUUUAAAGAAUAUCACCAUUUAACAGAUAAUCUAUAAUCACUGAUUUAUAUCAGAAGUACUCACGUCUUCUGUUUCAUUUUAUUUUAUUUUGAAACUCCAGUUCUAUAGCCAGAAUGUUGGGCUCCAUAGUUGUUGACCUGGCAUCCAUUAUGCAUCUUGCACCUGGAAUGAUGUGUAGGCCACUGACCCAGUAUAAUGUACAUGCUGAAUAAUGUUGGGGAACUUCUGUUUUAUUGUCAGGAGAGAGGGGCAAGAGAAACAAAUUCAAAAGUAGCCAAUUACUCAGACGUGAAUGUGACAGCACAUAGUUUGUGUACUACAGAGAUCAAUUUAUAGUAUCAAUAGAAAAGCUAUGUCUGAGUUACCAGAAUUUUAAAUGAUAUUAUUUAUCUUUUAAUUUAUACUUAAAGUCCAUGCCAUGGUUUCAGAUUCAUUCAAAAAGAUGGUAUGUAUUUUACUGUUAUUAAGAUAUCAAUUGUACCAGGAAUUAUACGAGAGAAUCGAGUUGCAAAAUGUCGUACUUUGUCUUGUGUAACUUAAAGACCAGAGCUCAGAACCUUGUUGGAAAUACAGAUGCAAAGAACCUAUAAAACAGCAAUGUGCUGACACUAAUGUCCUAUCCUGCUCUCCAGUGAUCUGGUAUCAAGAAGGUUAUAAGAGACCUAGAAUGAAUGAUGCUUAAAGAUAGCAUAUUUUUAUAUAUUGAAGUUUAGAUAAUGUAACAGUUUCUGAACCCUGGUCUUUUGAUGUUCAAUAUAGUUGUAAACCUAUCGAAAAUGUUGUUGAGUAUAUAGUGGCGCUUGGAAAGCUAUACUCAGUCAUUCUCAUGUUAUCUCUAAUCCACUAUUUUGUUACUGAAAUUACUUAACCGUAUGUGUAUAUCGUUUUAUUUUUCAAACACCAAGGGUAACUGUUAAACUAUAAAAUACUGUGAAGUCAAAUUAUGUUUUGCUGUCCUUAGUGCAGCAGAUGUCCUACUUGCUUUUAGAAACUUAUAAUUUCCAAGUACAGUUGUGUUUAAUUAUUGCAAAACUCAAUAAAGUUUCUAAGUCAUCUUC